Magallana angulata is the source of this 1980-nucleotide messenger RNA. RefSeq names its product leucine-rich repeat-containing protein 74B-like. NCBI's taxonomy places the organism in Eukaryota, Metazoa, Mollusca, Bivalvia, Ostreida, Ostreidae. The record is from RefSeq and is a predicted model, not a curated record. The coding region runs from base 287 to 1810 and encodes 507 amino acids. Gene Ontology annotation, molecular function: protein binding; calcium ion binding. The transcript is spliced from 12 exons.
AAAUCUACGGACGAACACCCACCUGGUCACAAGGGGUAAAAUAACAAUGCUUAAGUCCCCACUAGAAGGAUUUUUUGGAAGAUUUUCGUCUGCAUUGUGGCGCAAGUUGGAUUUUUAGGCAUUACAGUAGUGGAAAAUGUUGUGUGAAACCCAUGAUUUGAAUUGUCAUCAAUUUAUUGUGUUACCUCGAGGACAUUGGUUAUUUGAAUUGAAAACAUAUAUGUUAAACGACCGUAUAUCUAGAAAACUGUGGAGAUUCCUUUAAUUAAAGCACCUAUUGUUUUGAAUGUUCCUAAUGACGUCGAAUUCCUCAAAAAGAGCAUUCAUUACAGAACUGCUUGACCGAGAGAGCACAUCAGAAGAUGAUUAUGAAACGAGCAGUUUUAGUCCAAUUUUACAAAGAUACAGGAACAGUAAAGACGAAAGCCAGAAGGACUACAUUAGAGCGUGUAAACACUGCGGGGUCGUCCCCUUAACGGUGUUCCUUCGACAGCUUGGAGAGAAAAGCAUGUCGCUAAGGUUCCAACUACUCUCCCAGAAGGCCAUCAAGUCGUGCGCAAUCGCUCUGCUACGUAACUCGAAACUUCAGUCCUUAGAUCUGGAAGGUUGUCAGAUUCGCCAAUCGGGAGCCAAGUACAUGUUCGAUGUCCUGGAAAAGAGGACAAACAUUACAGAAAUAAAUCUCGGCAGCAAUAAGCUUGGGACUGAAGGAUUACAAUGGAUUGUUCGACUACUGCAAUCAAACCACCAUAUAAAGUCCAUUAAUUUAUCAGAUAAUCAGUUUGAGGACACUGAUGCCGUCUACAUAUCAGAUAUAUUACAUGGAGACAAUAUCUUGAAUGAACUCAAUCUAAGCCACAAUAACUUCUCUGCAGAGGGCGGCUUAAUCAUAGGAAGUGCUUUAGGCUGUAAUGAGACAAUAAAAAAUCUGAAUUUGAGCUGGAAUCACAUACGAGGAAGAGGUGCUCAAGCAAUUGGUCUGGGUCUCCAGAAAAAUGCAUCAAUACGGAUUCUGAAUGUAUCCUGGAACGGUUUUGAUGUGGCUGGUUGCCAUGGUCUUUCACAUGGAUUGUCGAAGAAUAGCACGCUUGUAGAUUUAGAUUUAUGCUCCAACAGGGUUGGUAUAAUUGCCCUCUCCAAGUUGUUGGAAGGAAUGAAAAGAAACUCCACCCUCGAAGUUCUAAGGAUCGGCAACAACCCUAUUACUGCCCAGGGACCAAUGUUUAUACUGCAAUCUCUUAAGUCGAUACCAAACAUCAAAUAUAUUGAUCUUCAUCUGCAACCAGUUGACAUGGACUUCGUCUCUAGCUUGAUCACCUGUCAAAAGACCCGCGACAUCCACGUCACCUAUGGAAAGGUUUGUCUCAAACCAGCCACAGGAGACGAAGACUCAACGAUGUACAUAAAAGGGGACCCAGUCACUGUUAUGUUCGAGUUCACAAGGAUGAAAGCCGUUGAUGUUUUGGAUCUUUUUAUCACUUUCGACACGGAUGGUAGUCAUUCUGUCACGUGGGAGGAAUUUAAAGAGGGUGUACAGGUAAGCAAAAUUCCUGUUAGAAUGCGUGACCUGGACACAAUAAUUAAACGAAUUGACAUCAACUUGGAUGGAGAAAUCAACUUUUCGGAAUUGAUGAUUGCUCAGAAAGAGCACAAUUUACGGGUAAAGCGGCUGAUGGACAAGGGAGAACGGGUCUUUAUAAACAGCGAGGUUGGAGUGAUACACCAGGAGCUGCUAGACUGGUUCAAAGACAAAGGGGUGUUCCUUAAGAACUACUCUUUUUUAUCAACUUUGCAAGCAUCUGAAAACUAGAAUAUAUGUUAUAGAAUUUACACGCAUACGCAAUCUGUUUUGUUCUGUUCUGGACUAUUGUACUUAAAGUUGCGGAAAGUUAAUUUCGUUUUGUUUUCCUUUUUGAAGAAUUGAAUAUACUAGAAGAAUUGUUCGUUUUUCUUAUGAAAUCAUAAUAAAUUCAUAAUGUU